UUUAGUGAUUUUUAGGUUAUGUAAUGGUAAUGUCAAAACAUUGCCUUUUUAUUUUGUUUAUGGUUUUUUGUACGUAAAUUGUGAUAUAUCGGAAUGUCUAGUCAGAAAUAUACAAAUACAGUUUUAUUACUAAAAACUCAAAGCAACGAAACAUCUGAUAAAUACGCACAAUUAUUAACUGACAACGGUUUUCAGGCGAGACAAGUAAAGACUUUAGUAUUUCAAUUUAAAAACUUAAACAUACUAGCUGAGAAACUUAAUAAAGCCAGUUUAUAUUCAGGUAUAAUAUUUUCAAGUCCUCGAUGUGUACAGGCCGUUAAAUUGGCUUGUCAAGAAGCUGAUAUCAACAUCAAAGAUUGGCAGUCGAAAAAUAAUUUUGUGGUAGGAACAGCAACUUACACAGAAGCCCUACAAAGUCUAGGUUUUGAAUGCAGGGGAAGUGAUAGUGGAAAUGCAGUAAAUUUAUUAGAAUACAUGAAAAAAGUUGUUGACGACCAACACAGCCUGUUUUUAUAUCCCCAUGGAAAUUUGAAAAGCGAUAGUUUCAGUAAAGUAGAAGAGAAACAAAAGAUUCAAGUGGAAGGUGUGUUAGUAUAUCAUACAAUAGAUAAUCCAAAUGUCGAAGAAGAAAUUAGUGAUGCCACUAAUAAUUUUACAGAAACUCCAGAAUUUAUGGUAUUUUUUAGUCCUUCUGGUUUAGAAAGUUCAAUAGAAUACCUUAGAAAACUGCCUCUGUUUGAGUCAAGUAAAUUAAUGGCCAUUGGUCCAACAACGGAGGCUGCUAUGAAAGAUUUAAGUCUUCCUGUUUUUGGUGUAGCUAAGCAGCCGAAUCCAAAGGAUGUCCUUGAUCUUUUGUUGCCAAUAUAAGAUUAAUGUAUACAUUAAUAAAUAUGAUGAUUUAUAACAACUUCAGUGAGAGUGAGAAAGUGUACUGUGGUAAUAUUACAAUAAUGUUUUAAUGAAUUUAGGACAAAACUGAUAUUUAUACUAUACAAUUUGUAGAUUAAAAACUUACUAAUGAAGUAAAAACCUCACGUGUAGGUAGAUGGUAUAUUAUUUCCAUCUAAAUUAUAUACCAUCUACCUACACGUGACGUUUUUACUUCAUUAGUAAGUUUUUUAUUAUGGUAUACAGCCAAUGAGAGGAAUCUUUUCCUUUUUAUUUUUUUUUUAUUUUAAUUUGUAGAUUGUUAAAAAAAUAAAUAUUUAUAAUUAUAUAUAAA
Diabrotica virgifera virgifera (western corn rootworm) is the source of this 1222-nucleotide messenger RNA. RefSeq names its product uroporphyrinogen-III synthase-like. Lineage: Eukaryota; Metazoa; Arthropoda; Insecta; Coleoptera; Chrysomelidae. The transcript is spliced from 3 exons. Gene Ontology annotation, molecular function: uroporphyrinogen-III synthase activity. Bases 94 to 867 code for a protein of 257 amino acids. The record is from RefSeq and is a predicted model, not a curated record. Gene Ontology annotation, biological process: uroporphyrinogen III biosynthetic process.